GUUUCCCAAUCUCCGAACAGAAAUAAAUCCGAUGGCGAGAACGGACAAGAUUGACUUUAGAGAGAACGGUGGGUUCCCUGUAUUCAUUCUCGGCCAAAGCAAAGCAUCUUCUGUAGCUGCAGGUAGAGGUCCAGUUGGAGCAUACCAUGACUAUCUGUUCUGUGGGCUGGGCGAAUCACGGUGUUCGUUGACUUCAUUCAUGACUGAUUGACGGGCGUUUUUCCUCAGGCUGGGGGAAAAACAGCUACUUGACUCGACUUGGCACAUGAUGGAGUAAUUGGUUGGGUGCAUGUAUUAUGUCAGUUCAGUUGCCAUGUUUUGCUGAUUCUCGUCUUUUUUAAGGCUACUGGCGCAAGGUGUAACUAAUCCUAUCCUACCC
This is a messenger RNA of Linum tenue, 379 nucleotides long. The record is from the annotation of a GenBank genome assembly. Lineage: Eukaryota; Viridiplantae; Streptophyta; Magnoliopsida; Malpighiales; Linaceae.